CAUGGACUUUCAUGCAUGAAAGCAUUGCCUUCCGAUGUAUCUUUUGAAGAGAAAUACAAUUUUUUCGUUAAUCGAUUUUAUAAAACACCGACUUCAUGCAAAUCGCCCACAUGGAAACGGAACAGAUUAAUUUUUUUUGCUCAAGAAAAUACGGAACUACGACACAAUCCUAUGUUGCGAUGGGGUGAUAUUAAGUACUUACUGAAUAAGACUAAUGCACUCCUUGUUUCUCUUCUUCAUGAAGACGUUCCUCGACCAAGAUUCGGAGGAAGUGCAAAAAGAACAACUUUUCCUGCAUGCGAGACCGACCUACAGGUGAUUUAUCCAUCUUCGGAUAAGUUUGGCGAAAGCAAGACAAAGAUUCGUUGUAGUAAAGCUCCAAUCACAUUGCUAGUCGAUGGUAAAGAAAGACUCCAACAACUGGGUGAAAAACUAAAUGUGGAGAGCUCCUUUUGUAACGCGAAUAACGAGAUGCUGAACGUUUUAGAUGACUUGCUUAUUGAGUUUGAGACUUGCAAUGCUCUACUUGGUGAAUUCAUGCAAUCCCAAGUUCACAUCCCUCUCGAGCAAGCUGGUAACGACAAGUACGUUGAUGAAUUUGCCAGACACGAUGCCAACUCAAGGGGUUUGUCUGUGUGGGCAUUGUUGAUUGUGCCGUUUAACUAUUUGCAGCAAAUGGUAAGAUCAUCUGGAAGGUUUGGAAAAAUUGUCAUUGAAUUCUCUCGUCGCAUUAACGAUUUUCGGGAGUACAUAUUUCCUUCCGAGGAACUCGAGUUUCCUGACUACGACGAAAAGUUAAACUUUCUUGUGGGUAGCAUGAAGAAAGGAGUUACAUGCAACAAGAGUUACAUCAGUUAUUCUCUCGAACGGCAACUUGAGCGCCAAUGCAAGAAGAGGAACAUUUUUCACAACACUCCAAUUGAAAAUAUUCUUCAACAAUGGAAUGCUAACUUUGAGGAAGAAACUUUGACGCUAGUGCCAUAUGAGUACCGUCCACUGAUUGCCCGAUGGAUCAGAUGGUCAUUGAUGAUCAAUUACCUUAGAGAGAGUUUAGCCAAGCAGUGCGCAGUCGGUGUUGUGGGACUGGUUAAUUCAGGGAAAUCAAAGUUUGUCAGCUCCAUGUUUGAAGUACAGACAGCGAGUGGAACAACUGAUGAAAGACGUACCACAAUUCCUUUGAUUUAUAACUUGGAUGAACACAUCAAAGGUUUGGAUGUCAUUGAUUUUCCUGGUGUUGAUGAUCGUGAUGAGUCAAUUCCGAAAAUUGCUGAAUUGCUGUUUUGUUUGACUCGGAUUGUCGUAUUUGUUGUCGAUUACAGGAAAGUCCAUACAGAAUCAACGAAAAAAUGGCUUUCCAUACUUGAGAAAGAAAAUGUUCCCGUUCUUAUUUGUCUAACAUUUGCUGAUAGACUCUUUGCUGAAUUAAUGGGGAAAGGAGGUGAUUGUGGCAUGGAGACAAUAAAAGCCAGAGUGGAGAGUCAAUUGGAAUGCAUCAAGACUAAAAUUGGAUUACCAGAAAGCGGUCAUCAACGCGACUUUAAACUGGCUGUGUUUGCUCUUGACAAUGAUUCCAAACUUAAUUCUGACGAGGGGAAAGCAAUGCUACGUAGAGUUGGUCUUUGUGAUGAACUUGACGUGGGCCGUUGGAUUGCGGAGAAAUUAGAUGAUGAAUAUGAAUCACACGAAAUCUCACAGAAUCUUCUCAAAUACAUAGAGAACAAGAAAAGCAGUACUAUAGACUCGUGCAAGGUUGGUGCAUUAUUCAAUCUAAAAUGAUGUGUCGAAAUUGAAAAGGGUAAUCAUUUAAAGGAACUAAUUUAGUUUGCAUUAAAAUCAAUUGUGAUUACGGUAUAUUACUUAUAAAGGACCAUGCCCCAAUGACCGAUUUUGUGCAGUAUGUAUUAUAUUUAAGAUAAAAGUUGAUAUAUUUGUUAAUAUAACAUUGUGCCACUUCUUUGUUCAUCAUGAGGCUAAUUACUGGAAAAUUAUUAAUUUAAUACAGGUUAUGUAUAGUUUAAUGUGUGAUCUUUGAGCGAGUUGAAAUGGAAAAGCUGAGCUUGAUUCUUGCUAGGAUCUUCACAGUCCAUUUGCAAUAAUGUGUGCUCGAGCCAUGCACUAACAUUAAGUAGCUAUGGCUUUUCUCUAAUUUUCAUUUAGAUAUGAUCUUGUGCGUAAGAUAAACUGUUUACAACAUUUAUGAACAGUAUGAUUCCUCUUCUUAUAUGUGGCUUGCAAAAGAAUGUUUUAUCAAUGAUCAUUUUUGCUAUUGCACGUGGACUCCAGCUAGGAUUAGCGAAUGUUUUUGGUGUAAUCAAGGAGGUUUUCUUUGUGGAAUAGCUUGGCCAUAUUUUGUGUAGAAAUUUUUGUGAAUCAAAAUUAAUUAUAACAUUAACAAUUAAGAAAAUGUUCAUUCAAAAACAAUGAAGAUGUAUUUUUAAUGAAUGCGUAGAAAGAGUGA
Xenia sp. Carnegie-2017 is the source of this 2458-nucleotide messenger RNA. RefSeq lists its product as uncharacterized. The coding region runs from base 16 to 1776 and encodes 586 amino acids. NCBI's taxonomy places the organism in Eukaryota, Metazoa, Cnidaria, Anthozoa, Malacalcyonacea, Xeniidae. Gene Ontology annotation, molecular function: GTP binding. The transcript is spliced from 4 exons. The record is from RefSeq and is a predicted model, not a curated record.